UUCGAGGUGCGACACGAACUUUGUCUACUAACCCGACAACCCGCACAUCCCACAGCAAAAAUGACCAAGGUCCAGUCAAUGGUCGCGAGCUCUCGCCGCAAAUCGCGAAAGGCGCACUUCAGUGCGCCGAGUAGUGUGCGUCGGGUCAUCAUGAGCGCGCCUUUGAGUAAGGAGCUCCGCGAGAAGCACGGAGUGCGCAGCAUUCCCAUCCGUAAGGAUGACGAGAUCACCGUUGUCCGCGGUUCUAACAAGGGACGUGAGGGCAAGGUCUCCUCCGUCUACCGCCUCAAGUACUGCAUUCAUGUCAACGGCAUCGUCCGCGAGAAGAGCAACGGCCAGUCGGUUCCCACCCCCAUCGCUCCCUCCAAGGUCGUCAUCACCAAGCUCAAGCUCGACAAGGACCGCGAGUCUAUCCUGGAGCGCAAGAGCGCCGGUCGCGAGGAGAAGAAGAAGCAGAGGGAGGCUUAA
Messenger RNA from Bipolaris sorokiniana ND90Pr, 468 nucleotides. RefSeq lists its product as uncharacterized. Gene Ontology annotation, molecular function: RNA binding; structural constituent of ribosome. The record is from RefSeq and is a predicted model, not a curated record. Lineage: Eukaryota; Fungi; Ascomycota; Dothideomycetes; Pleosporales; Pleosporaceae. The transcript is spliced from 4 exons. Gene Ontology annotation, cellular component: cytosolic large ribosomal subunit; ribosome. The coding region runs from base 61 to 468 and encodes 135 amino acids. Gene Ontology annotation, biological process: cytoplasmic translation; ribosomal large subunit biogenesis.